Molecule: messenger RNA, 2144 nt
Organism: Phaedon cochleariae (mustard beetle)
Lineage: Eukaryota; Metazoa; Arthropoda; Insecta; Coleoptera; Chrysomelidae
Source: the annotation of a GenBank genome assembly
AGUGCGACAAAUAGUUCCUCCGAGCAUACGUUUAUAUACUAGCCACAUGAAAUACUGCCGAAAACAAUUAACUUAGUGCGAAGUGUAAGUGUGCAGUGAAGUUGAAUAAGAAACAAUGUUUGACGUUUUCGGCUCCGUCAAGGGGCUGCUAAAAAUCGAUCAAGUAUGCAUCGACAACAACAUAUUCCGCCUGCAUUACAAAGCCACCGUGAUCAUUCUCAUAGCUUUCUCUCUGCUAGUGACGAGCAGGCAAUACAUAGGCGACCCCAUAGACUGCAUCGUCGAUGAAAUUCCACUAAAUGUAAUGGACACUUACUGCUGGAUUUACUCGACCUUCACCGUGCCCAACAGGCUGGUAGGAAGAAUAGGCCAGGACAUCGUCCAGCCUGGCGUUGGCAGCCACACAGACGGCAAAGACGAAGUUAAAUACCACAAGUACUACCAGUGGGUGUGCUUCGUGCUCUUCUUCCAAGCCAUGUUGUUUUACGUGCCGCGCUACCUGUGGAAGACCUGGGAAGGCGGUAGGAUCAAGAUGCUGGUCCUUGACCUCAACUGUCCUAUAGUCUCUGACGACUGUAAAAACGACCGAAAACGUCUCUUAGUCGACUACUUCACUACGAAUCUUCGCAUGCAGAACUUUUAUGCGUUCCGGUUCUUCAUAUGCGAGGUCCUGAACUUCAUAAACGUAGUCGGACAGAUUUUCUUCAUGGACUUCUUCUUGGACGGAGAAUUUAGCACGUACGGCAGCGACGUGCUCAAAUUCACGGAGAUGGAACCGGAAGAAAGAGAGGACCCUAUGGCUAGGGUGUUCCCGAAGGUAACGAAAUGCACCUUCCACAAAUACGGUCCUUCUGGAUCGGUGCAGAAGUUCGAUGGGCUAUGCGUACUGCCUCUGAACAUCGUCAACGAAAAGAUCUACGUGUUCCUGUGGUUCUGGUUCAUUCUGCUGAGUGUGCUGUCCGGGAUUUCAUUGCUGUACCGAGUUGCUGUCGUCGUUGGCCCUAAGAUCAGGCUGUACCUGCUGAGAACUCAGUGCCGUAUCGCUGCUCCGGAUCAGAUGGAGACCAUAGCUAAUAAAUGCGAGAUUGGAGAUUGGUUCGUGCUGUAUCAGCUAGGCAAAAACAUUGACCCUCUCAUAUUCAAGGAGGUGAUAAACGAUUUAGCGAAAAAGUUAGAAGGCAAAGAGACUGUGUAAUCUUGUGAGGUUCGUUUUCUAUUGUGCCUUACGAACACUCCUAUCAAAAGAAUUGGGAAUACUGAGUAAACGCUUGGCAGCUGAAACGAUUUGCUGCGCCCAGACUUCGUUUCGAGGACGUUCUAUCCGAUGGACCAAUAGUAAAGUUCUGUGAUGACAGAAAAGACUGUUAUUUCCGGCCAGCAUCCUCUUGGGUUCAGCUGUGAUAUUGAUUCUAUUUAAUUAUAAUGGUACAAUAGCUCAAUUAGGUCAUUCCAAACAAUGCUUUUAUUUCCUACUUUCUCAUAUACUGCCAAAUGCAUGUCGGAUGCUGUGUACGAUGUACAAUGAAAUGAUUCGGAGAACCGAUUUCGAAGCUGCAUAAGAUGUUUAAUACAAUCUUUUUGAUCAUAGUAAAAAAAGGUUUCUAUUAAAUUCUCUUCGAGUUAUACAAUGAUAUUAUUUUCUAUUAUUAUUUUUAUAACGAGACUGAAUCAUCUUGCGAAAGACAUUGCCAAUGAUAUUUAUCGAUCAAUAUUCCACGAAUUUUGUUCUUUCUAUAGCUAGCAGCUGUCGAAAUCGUCCUCUCUGUGAUAGAUCUGAAGUAAAUAUGUGUAUGAAGAAUGUUUUAUUUCAUAUUGUAAUUACGAUCAUUAUAAUUUCAAUUUAAUUCAUAUGUGAUGUUUAGGAGAUAGUUUAGACAUAAGUUCCAUACGUACAAUUCCAAUCGAGACGUCAGUACGAAUAACACGAUUUUUUUUAUGAAAUUGUAUUUUAUAUAUUGAAAAAAAUGUGUUCAGACGUUACAUAUUGUGUAUAUUAUAGAGUGACAGAGGGAAACAGCCAAAAGUGCCUUUUGAAAUUUGUAUGGAAUCAUAUUUAAUUGAAAAUAAAAUAAAUUUUAAAAUGUGUAUGACUAUUUACCUAUUUUACCAUUUGAUUAUUAAAACUGUAAUCAAAGAUUGUGUUG